Tachysurus vachellii is the source of this 1077-nucleotide messenger RNA. RefSeq lists its product as uncharacterized. The transcript has 8 exons. Lineage: Eukaryota; Metazoa; Chordata; Actinopteri; Siluriformes; Bagridae. The coding region runs from base 62 to 868 and encodes 268 amino acids. The record is from RefSeq and is a predicted model, not a curated record.
CAUAAAUGCCAGAGUAUUACUCAAAGGACUCUGAGUGUGUAUUAACCCCCACAGUGAGUGUAUGCGUUUGUUCGAGAUGCUUGUUUUUGUGUGUGUGUGUUUUAUUGCUGCAUUCUUCUGUAGUGCAGUUGGACAGGGGGACAGGAACGAAAUCUGUAAACAGAUAGAAGACUUUAAUCCUUGCCCAGAACCCUGGACCUGUAAUUUAGCUGUCAGUCAGUGCUACUGUAAGACACAAACUCCUUACUGCAGGUGUAAAAAUUAUAUUGAUGAGUUUUAUCUGGGGAAGAGCUGCUCUCAGAAAUGGACGACGUUGUCCUUUGCCCUUGUAGCGACGCUUCCUGGAGUUGUGCUGGCGUUUGUGAUCGGAGUCUCUGUUCACCUCGCACACAGAUUUGGGAAAUCCAGCAAGAGCCACAGAGCAGGGAAUGAACUCACCAAUAUUCCAGGACAUGUUUUGUCCCCCCGAGUUAUUUUUGCAUCUGACUUGGAGUCUCCUCUGAGCACCCGGACCCCUCAUCCUCCUCCUGGUCAUGGCCUCAUGCCAGUACAGAUGGGCGUUCCCAUGUUAUUUCCUCGUCCAUACAGUGUUUCAGAUAAAACACACAUUGGUGAACCACCAGUGGGAGCUCCUCGACAACAGUAUAGCUACACAAGGGGCAGGGAUCAGGCUCAAGUGCCCAAUAAUCUGUAUUCUAGUGCGAGGAAUCCGUAUGAGGAGCAAAAUGUGUCUGCUCAACUGUACAACCAGCCACAUUCACCUCAAUCUUAUGAGGCGCAGACGAUGGCUCCGCCCCCUGCCCCGCCCUUCAGUGCUCCAGCAUAUUGUAGUGUGUUCCCUCGAGCUCAGAUCGGCCGCCUGUACUGACCGCCCUCUCGUCUCACACACACCUCACUCUGGUGUUUCUGACCUGUUUAAAUUUAUUAUUCUGUCUGUUUCAUAUAUUUUAAUAAUAACAAUUAUCAGAAAUGUUUCAUGGCAAACUUGAGGUUCUGUUGAUUGUUGACUUUUAUAUAAUCCUGUCUUGUCUGUGCUCAUUUCUUCACACUGAAUAAAAACUAAAUGAAAGGAGCAGA